Messenger RNA from Pyricularia grisea, 3756 nucleotides. RefSeq lists its product as uncharacterized. The coding region runs from base 1 to 3756 and encodes 1251 amino acids. The record is from RefSeq and is a predicted model, not a curated record. Lineage: Eukaryota; Fungi; Ascomycota; Sordariomycetes; Magnaporthales; Pyriculariaceae. The transcript has 5 exons.
AUGUCAACGACACGGUGGUUGGACAGCCAGGUAGCUACCCCGAGCUCGACCGAAAAUACCAAUACCUUGGUUGCCGUCUCUAACCAGCCUGAUACAUCAACACCACCCCUGGAUCAAAGACCCCAUAGCUCUAGCUACGUGGCAAAGAAGCCAGCUGCAGGGAAGAACCACUUCGACAACAAUCAUCGUCUCUUGGAGAUGAAUUCUACGGAAGGUCAGAAGUCAGGUCAGCCUCUUCAGCACCAUGUAGUUCCACUAGCAGCGCCAGAAGAAAAUGCUGCUGGCUUCACAUGGUCCGUUCCACCUGCUUGGACCAAACAUCCCUUGCGUCGUCACCGGCCUGGUGUGCCACUCGAUGAGACUGAAACCUCAUCAUUCGCAGUUCCUCAAAAGGGCUUUCAAGCUGUGUCCGGGACUCCCGAGCAUACGGGGACGCAAGCACCUCCUUCACGACAGCCAAAAGAUAACGACAAUCGUGUGAUUUUCAAGACCACCACCCCUCCGACCGAGUAUCGACCGGUAGCUUCUAUCAGCCGUCGACGUGUAGAAGCGGCAAGUCAGAGCUCGACUAUGUGUCAUCCUUGGGAAGACUAUAGUAAUACUGGAGCUAUGGCCGAAAAUACACCAGGCAAUAUAGACCAAGCGGCCAACGAUGCUACAGAGUCACCAAAUGAGGCAAUGGUGUACGGCUUCCGGAAUGGCCGAUCAGAGGAGCCGAUAAGAUACAUGGUGCCAGGUAUAGUUUCUGACGAGAUUGUCCCCAGUUCUCUACCAUCCAAUGCUCGCAAGAUCCCAGGUCCGGCCGAGAAUCACAUUUCAAAUCGAGACCACGGAAGUAAUCUGGGAACCCUGAGCUUCGAAUUGCAACCUAGCUCUGAUACCAUCCAGAGAAAAAGAAAGCGUGAUCGACCACAAAGAAUAACUCCAGAACAUGCUUUUGCGAUUGACUCACGAGAAACGCCUCCGAGAAGACCAGACUAUGCAAACUCUGUGGCACGGCAUAACCAUACUCACAGCCGCUCCAAGUCCCGUCCGCUUGCCAAUCACGCAGAGUAUCGGGUCCCAAGUCCUGGGAGCAGCUCCACACUCUCAGCAACAAAUAGAGAUGCCAAGUACAUUCUUGAAAAGCUAAACCAAAAGCACGCAAGAAUGUAUGAGGAUGAGCGAGCCCAUCGCGAACGUUUAGAAGCCAUGAACUCAGAGCUUCGUCGAAAAUGUGCUUCGCAAGAAGAGUGCAUUCAAGGCCAGGCAUUCCGCCUCACUGAGCUUCUUGAGUCAACAGCUUCAUGGGAGCUCGAGAAAGAGAAACUGGUUCAAGAUGCUAAUUCUCAAAAUGCUGAACGCAUCAAUCAGGAUAGCGAGGUGUUCGGGCUUCGCCGUUUGCUGGAACAGGAGCAGCACAGAGCCGAAGAACAAUCCGAGCAGAUCAAAGCUCAAGAAAAGGCAAUGGCAGAUCUUCAGCACAAACAUCUUGGCCUUGAGUCUAAGAAGGCUAGACUUCAUGAAAAGGCAGCCAGGAUCAAGGAGACUAUCAACGAAGCCAUUAGAGAACAACAGGAGCUUCACCAGCGUAACAAGAUGCGAUUGGAAGAGGUUCUUUGUGAAGUCCGGCAGGAAGCACAGGACAUCAAGGUUAAUGUUGGCCUUGCGCUCACGAAGACUGAUGAAGUACAGAAGCGUGUUUUGAAUGCUGCAAGGGCAGUCCGUCAAGAGAAUGCAGUGGCUCUCGCAGAAAAAGACCUCAUCGUGAAGCAUCUUACAGAUCAGUUGCUGGAGAAGGAUACAUGUCUUGUUCGUGAACAAGACACAGUCAGAAGGCUACUGGAUAACUCAGGGAAAAUCGAUGCUCUAGAAACCAGCCUUGCUACCCGUUUCAGUGAAUUCCUGGAGCUGUAUGAACAAGAUAAAUGUCGACUUGCCAAGGACUCGCAGCAGCAAGGCUGUUUGGAGUCCAAAAUAAACUUGCUCGUUGAAAGCAUGAGUGAAAACGCUUCACACAAUUCGAACCAAGCUGAAGCUUUAUCCGGCGUCAGCCUCAGGCUUACCGAAUCAGUCGCACCACUUCUGAAUAAUAUUAGCACCACUAUUCCACGUCAACUGAGCCAUAUCGAGGCCUCUUUAGAAUUACUGCAGACCCAGCACUCCGCAAGGGAGGAUGCUCUCGUCAUUGAGCUGAAGGAAUGCAAACAGGGCAACUCGGUGCUGGCAACAAUGAUCGAGGAGAAGCACAACGAGAGUGACCGUCUUGAGACUGAGAUCUACAAGCUGCAAAACGAUCUGGACACAAAGACAUGCGAAAAUGCAACACUCCAGGAGAAAUUACAAGCUGGAGAGAAGCAGCUAGAGUGCAUGGCUGAAAACCUGGCUGAGAGCGAGCAGAAGUUGAGCGAUGCCAUGAAAAAGCAUGCUUUGGAGACGGAGCAGUGUCUAGAGCGUCUUGCCGCGGCGGAAGCUUCCUCAGCAACCAACUGCCACAGGGUCUCCAGCCUAGUGACAGACCUUGGGAAAGCUCGUGAUGAUGCGAAACAGGCUGAGCAGAAGCUAUUUAUGGCACAGUCUGCUUGGAAAAUGCGGUCACUCGAUGCUGACGAGAAAAGAGAUGAACUUGAAGCGCAACUCAGAGAAAAGGAGGACGUAAUACAUGGGCUCCAAACUAAGUUGAACGUACUAAUAGCGCAGCAAGAACAUGAAUCAGCAAAAGACAAUGAGAGACUGGCGGCCUCAAAAGUUCAAACCGAGACAGACGCCACUGCCAUGAAGAACCUGAGUGCAGAGCUGAAACAAAAAGAACAAGCCGUUCGAGAUGCCGAGAAUCGCUCCAAUUCUCUUGCACAUGAGUUGUCCGACAUGCGAAAACGAGCGACAGAGCUUGACCAGCUACUCGCUGGGAAAGUUGACGAUCUGGCAAGGAUGCAAGCCUCUCUCGAUUGUCGCACUGCUGAGUUGCAAUCAUCGGAAGAGCGCCAUCAAUGCGCAACUGCGACUAUUGCUAGCCUGGAAUCAAAGGUCAAUAAGCUAGAAAUCUCCCAGCAAUCACUAAGCGCUGCUGGAGAACUGAAAUCAGAGUGGCAUAAAUGGGUUUCGGCUCUUUGUGAGAGACUCAAGGAGUGGGUGGUAUUGAAAAGCCCUACUGCUUCAAAGAUAUACCAUCAGCUCCUAAAGCAGCCCGGCUUGCCAGGAGACAUGCAGGAGUUUGUCGAACUAGCCAGUGUUUUCCUGGCAAUCUACCAAUACUUGAAGCAGCAGGUUAUUCCCAAUACGCCAGAGAUCUCGGAGCUCGCGUUGAUACUCAAAAACGCCGAGGCCAAACGAGUCAAGCUAAACAGUCCGUUGGAAGUAGUACCAUCUGCUGUAAUCGUAUCUGUUCAAGAGGAGAGGAACAUCCGCAGGCGCAGUGUGCGACCUGUUCCAAUACUAAGACAGACGCAAGCUGACAUGCCGUCCACGCCGCAGCCUGAGAGAGAACAGCAACGAAUCCGUUCCACCAAUCCUCAGGCCAAGAGCUUCAGGCGUCGGUCAAGCUUUCAGUCUAAUACAGACAUGCUUGGGUUCAAUAAUGUCACCCCAGCUGCGACUCGAGAGGGCAAGGAGAGGAACAGUACCGUGCCACCUGCUGGUUCGAGGGGCGUGCAACCCCCAUCGCAGCAAAAAUCACCGAACAGAAUGGUGACUCGAAGUCGUCGAAGGCUGUUCGCUCCCAAUGAUCACCAAUCCAACCCUGAGGUAGCCUUUCAUGGCGUAACCAUUAAUCUUUGA